Molecule: messenger RNA, 2834 nt
Organism: Scomber scombrus (Atlantic mackerel)
Lineage: Eukaryota; Metazoa; Chordata; Actinopteri; Scombriformes; Scombridae
Gene: grk6
Product: G protein-coupled receptor kinase 6
Exons: 15
Coding region: 140-1867 (575 amino acids)
Biological process (GO): regulation of signal transduction; signal transduction; protein phosphorylation
Cellular component (GO): cytoplasm; plasma membrane
Molecular function (GO): ATP binding; G protein-coupled receptor kinase activity
Source: RefSeq, a predicted model, not a curated record
GUGUGGUGGUUGGACGGUGUUAAAGGAAAAAGGAAGGAGGAGGAGGAGGGGGGGUUAAACUGAGAGUCAAGCAAGCCGGGGGAGGGAGACCUGGAGUCGGUCUGCUGCUGCUGCUGUGACCCGGUGAGAAAGCAUCAACAUGGAGCUGGAGAACAUUGUGGCAAACACGGUGCUGCUGAAAGCAAGAGAAGGGGGCGGUGGAAACAGAAAAGGAAAGAGUAAGAAAUGGAAGCAAAUGCUACAGUUCCCCCACGUGAGCAUGUGUGAAGAGCUGCGACAAACCACAGAGAAGGACUACAGCAGCCUUUGCGAGCGGCAGCCAAUCGGACGCUUACUCUUCAGACAUUUCUGUGAGACUCGCCUCGAGCUGAGACGCUGCGUUAAGUUCCUGGACGCCGUGGCGGAGUACGAGGUGACUCCAGAUGAGAAGAGGAAGGAGUGCGGUCAGGAACUCGUCGACAAAUACUUCAACCCAACGUCAGAGGACCAUGUGCCAGAAGUGGAGGAAGGUAUGAUGGCUCCGUGCGCUGAGAGGCUGCAGCUGGAGGCCUGCAAAGAGCUCUUCAAGGACUGUACCAAAUUGAUCCACGACUACCUGAGCGUGGCGCCCUUCGCAGACUACCUCGACAGCAUGUACUACAACAGGUUCCUUCAGUGGAAAUGGUUGGAGAGGCAACCGGUGACGAAAAAUACCUUCCGACAGUACCGAGUUUUAGGGAAAGGAGGUUUUGGCGAGGUGUGUGCGUGUCAGGUCCGGGCCACGGGGAAGAUGUAUGCGUGUAAGAAGCUGGAGAAGAAGAGGAUAAAGAAGAGGAAAGGAGAAUCCAUGGCGCUCAACGAGAAGCAGAUUCUGGAGAAAGUCAACAGCAGAUUUGUAGUGAGUUUAGCGUACGCCUACGAGACGAAGGACGCGCUGUGCCUCGUGUUGACCCUCAUGAACGGCGGCGACCUGAAGUUUCACAUCUACCACAUGGGCGAGGCGGGUUUCGAUGAGAAGAGAGCCGUCUUCUACUCUGCGGAGAUCUGCUGCGGUCUGGAGGAUCUGCAUCGAGAACGUAUCGUCUACAGAGACCUGAAACCAGAGAACAUCCUGCUGGACGACCACGGUCACAUCAGAAUAUCAGAUCUGGGUUUAGCGGUUCAUGUACCAGAAGGACAAACCAUUAAAGGACGUGUUGGGACGGUGGGAUACAUGGCUCCGGAGGUGGUGAAAAACGAGCGCUACACCUUCAGCCCGGACUGGUGGGCGCUUGGCUGCCUGCUGUACGAGAUGAUCGAGGGCCAGUCGCCCUUCCAGCAGAGGAAGAAGAAGAUCAAGAGGGAGGAAGUGGAGCGGCUGGUGAGGGAAGUGGAGGAGGAAUAUUCCAGCAUGUUCUCCGAAGACGCCAAAUCCCUCUGUAAAAUGCUGCUGGCCAAAGAUCCUGCAGAGAGGCUGGGCUGUCAGGGAGAGGGAGCCCCUGAGGUCAAAGGUCAUCCCAUCUUCCGCUGUAUUAACUUCAAACGUCUGGAGGCCGGCAUGCUGGAGGCGCCGUUCAUCCCUGAUCCCCAGGCCAUCUACUGUAAAGACGUGCUGGACAUCGAGCAGUUCUCCACAGUGAAAGGAGUGGAGCUGGAGCCCAAAGACGAGUCUUUCUACAGCAAAGUGUCCACAGGCUGCGUCUCUAUUCCCUGGCAGGACGAGAUGAUCGAGACAGAGUGUUUCAACGAUCUGAAUGUUUUCCACCCUGACGGGACGGUUCCUCCUGACCUGGACUGGAGAGGUCAGCCGUCUCCUCCACCCAAACAGGGACUCUUGCAGCGGCUGUUCGGCAGACAGGACUGCUGUGGUAACUGCAGCGACAGCGACGAGGAGCCCACCAGGCUGUGACACACACAAACACACACACACACACACACACACACACACACACACACACACACACACACACACGUAGGAUUUCAUUUGUUUACAACUUUUGCACAUUUGUAUUUUUAAGAUCGUAUCUCUAAAUGUCAGAAUGUAUAUUUUCAGCAUAGCCAUAAUGUUUUAAUGUUAUUUAAGAAAAAAAAGAAAAAGUGUGAAAUGUCUGUUGCCGAUGGCGACGGACUAAAAACGAGCAGAUUUUUUUUUUUUUUUUGUUAAUUUUAUUUGACGUAGUCGUCCAGGGAAGGCUUCGCUUUCACAUUCGUCCGUUGUUGCUGAAGCUGAGCAGCUCCGCCGGAACAAUCGCCUGCUGUAAGAAAAAAGAAAGAAAGAAAAAAAAAAAAGAAGUGCCUUGCUCGAGGGCACCGUGACAGUGGUUUAAGGGAGGACUGAGCGCUCUGCCAUCUCUUUAUACCACUUCUGUCCAGGGAAUCAAACCAGUGACAUUCAGCUCAUCACCUCUUCUCUUCUUCUUCCAUCCUCCACUCCGCUGUGACCAACUUCCCUCCUUCUGUUCAGCUCUUUUUAAAAGUGUAAUUUUUUGUUUUUGUUUAUUUGUUUAAAGCUGUCGACAUCUGCUGAUAUUUUUAUAUCAAUAACGAUUAUUUUUUAUUUCUUUCUUCUUGGAUUUCUUGAGACAAUCGACUGAUUUACGUGUCCGACUGGCUCCAGUUACUUUUGUCAGUUCUUAGAUGUGACUGUUAAGAUUUUCAUUUGGUUAUUUUUUUGAAUGAAAGAUAGCCGGGAGAGUUUCACGCUGAUCCAAACUAUAGAAGAAUGAAUAUAACAUUAUCUGUGAGGAAAAAAUACAUUUACUUUACAUUUAAGUGUCAGAGAUAAAUAAGGGUUGGCAAGAUGAGCAAUUCAAAAAUAUCUUAAAGAAUAGUUUUAAAAGCAGCAUCAGGUUUGUUAAAAUGUACAUUUAGUAUUU